Messenger RNA from Monoraphidium neglectum, 5382 nucleotides. RefSeq lists its product as hypothetical. The record is from RefSeq and is a predicted model, not a curated record. The coding region runs from base 1 to 5382 and encodes 1793 amino acids. Gene Ontology annotation, biological process: positive regulation of apoptotic process; intracellular signal transduction. The transcript is spliced from 3 exons. NCBI's taxonomy places the organism in Eukaryota, Viridiplantae, Chlorophyta, Chlorophyceae, Sphaeropleales, Selenastraceae. Gene Ontology annotation, cellular component: nucleus. Gene Ontology annotation, molecular function: protein serine/threonine kinase activity.
AUGUUUCCGAGGUCGCGCGCCGUGCGCGUGCCGCUGUCGCAAGCCGGCCCGGACCUGCAGCUCGUGGACUCCCUGGUCCCGAUGUGGUCCGAGGAGCGCGCCCGCUGCGGCGCCUCGGGCCUUCCGCUGCCGCCGCGCUCCCCGCCGCGCGCGCCGGCGACGCUGUGCGCGGCGGUGGAGAGCACGCGGGAGGAGCUGCGGGCGGUGUCGCGGCGGCAUGGUGGCUGGCUGGGGCGGCUGCAGGAUGAGGCGCGGCAGGUGCAGCAGCAGCAGCAGCAGCAGCAGCAGCAGCAGCAGCAGCAGCAGCAGCAGCAGCAGCAGCAAGAGCAGAAGCAGCAGCAGGACGAGCAGCAGCAGCAGCAGCAGCAGCAGCAGCAGCAGCAGCAGCAUCAGCAAGAGCAGGGGGCUUCAGGACGUUCUGCACCGGGCUUCGAGGCAAACGACGAGGAUGUGGUACCAGAGACUCCGCUGCCCGCAGCAAACAGCCAGGAUGGGGCCAUGCGGCCGGCAGCAGUGGAAAGGGCGACUGGCGGCCCGCCUGAUUUGCUGGGGGCACCAUGGCAGGCACGAGACUUCGUGUCGCCAGCCUGGGCAGCCCGUCCAGGCUCUCAGCGCCAGCCGCUGCGCGGCCAGCUCGGCACCCCACCCUCGCAAGUCGCCUCGCAGCCGCUGCCGUCGCAGGCGGCGGCCGCGCGGCUGCUGCGGGCGCGGCUCGUGGCCGCCGCGGCCGCGGCCAACGCGGCGGCCGGCGCGGAGGGCGCGGCGGUGGCGUCGCCGUUGCCGCUGCUGCUGCUGGGGUCGCAGGCAGGCGCGGGCUUGCAGGCUGCGGGGGUGGCUGCGCCGUUGUUGUCACAGUUCGAGGCCACGCCAGGCCCGAGCGCGGAUGUGGUGGCAGAUACACCCAUGGACGAACAGCCCCGCCCCCAGCAGCCGUGGCAGGCGCCACGAAGGCAGCAGGGCGGCAGCGGCAUGAGCGGCGGCCGCGGCGCGGGCAGCUGGCUGCUCUCGCCGCCCGAGACGGGCGGGGGCGAUGGCGAUCAACCGCUGGUGGACGUGGCAAUGCUGACUCAGCUGCAGGAGCAGCGGCGCGCGCGGCGGGAGAGCCGACUGUCGCAGCCCUCGCAGGGGCGUCCCUGGCGCCCAGCAUGGGUGCCGCCGCAGGCCGAGGCGGCGGCCGGGCACGACAUUGACGAGGGUGGCAGCAGCGACUGGGGGAGCGAGGACGACGGCGGCGGCGGCGGCGGCUCAUUGCGGCAGAGCUCGGAUGAGGAGAAUGAGGAGGAGGCAGACGACGGCAGCGGCAGCGGUGGCGGCGGCGGCGGCGGCGGCGGCGGCGGCGGCGCGGGGCGGACGCCGCGGCGCGCGCGGCGGCAGCAGCGGGGCGCGGACUCGCAGAUCCGCAGCCCGGCCAGCGCCGGCGGCGCUGGCGUAGUCAGGGCGGCGCGCCAUGAGGCUGCUCACAUUCCAGAUGAGGACGACCCUCUGUUGGCGCUGGCGGAGGCUAUAGGCGCCCCCUCCACUCAGCGCGCCCACGCCCUGCCAGAGCAGCAGCAGGGGCAGCCCCUUCUGCCGCAGGGCCGCGCCGCGUGGAGCCCUAGCAGCAGCCCUGCGCCGGCGAUGCGGCUGUUUGGCUCGCCGCUGAACGCUUAUUGCUGCGGCAGCGGGGGUGGCGUUGAUGACGGGGGCUACGGAGGGGUCAGGGCUGGAAACGGCUGGUGGGCUGAAGAACAGGCUGAACCCCUGGGCGACCUGAGUGGGGCCCCUGAGCGCGGGGACAACGACGGCGCCGACGAGCCUGAUCGGGGGCGGCGGCCGCGGGGCCGCAAGCGGCGUAGCCGCAGCCACGGCUCGAGCAGUGGCGGCGAGCGGGCGGCCAUCGCGCAGGAGGGGCAGGAGGACGAAGAGGACAGGGCCGGAAGAGUGCAGGGGGAGGGGCAGGGGCCCUGGCAGGCGUUGCAUGAUGGAGGUCAGGGGGUUGAGGAGCGUCGGCAGCAGUCGCGACAGCAGCCGCAGCAACAGUUGCAGCAGCAUGGCAAGGAAGAGGUGGUGGAGGACAGGGAAAGGCAGCAGCAGCAGCAGGCGGAAGCGGAUGAGGAUGAGGAGGCGGCAAUGGACUGGGCCUUGCAAUGCCUUGAGGCCUAUGAGCAGCGUGGAAAGCAGCAGCAGCAGCAGCAGCAGCAGCAGGGGCAGCAGCAGCAGGGGCAGCAGCAGCAGGGGCAGCAGCAGCAGGGGCAGCAGCAGCAGCAGCAGCAGGGCCAGCAGCAGCAGCAGCAGCAGCAGGGCCAGCAGCAGCAGCAGCAGCAGCAGGGGCAGCAGCAGCAGCAGCAGCAGGGGCAGCAGCAGCAGCAGCAGCAGCACGCAGAGGUACAGGAGUGCGGUGAGGACGAGUUGCAGAAGCCACAGCAACCUGAAGGUAUGGCUGUCGACGGCCCAGACGAGCCGCCGCGCUCAGACGACCGUUGGCACGCACACGCCCGGCCGCAGCUCGAGCCAGUGCCGCAUGUCGAGGAGCGCUCUGAGCGCGGCGGCGCUGAGGAGGCGGGGGCCGACGGCUGGGCCUCGCCGCAGCGGCAGCUGAGCGGGCGCCCGACACGAUCAGACCUCACAGAUGAUGUCAUGGAUGAGUUUGACGAGGCCGGCAGCGGCGGCGGCGACGAGCUCGGCGGUGGCGCCAGCGACGAUGACGGGGGCCCACAAGACGAGCGGACCGACGGCAGCGGGUGCAGCGAGGGUGAGGGCGACGACAGCGACGCCAUCAGCGGCGGGAGCGGGGCCGACGGCAGCGUGGAAGCUACCCAGCAGCUGCCAAGCACGCAGCCGCUCCUCGCUGUGUGCGGAACCCCGCAGAGCCGCGGCCGCGGCGCCGAUGCCGCCGCCGCCGGCGCCGCGGGCAGCGGCGGCGCUGCUGUCUCCCGCCAGGGGACUGCUGGCAGUGGACAGCGCCGCCGGCCGCCGGGGCGCGCGCCGAGCCCGGGCCCGCCCUCUGCGGGCAAGGUGCGGCUUGUGCUCACGCCCUCGCCUUCGAGCCGGCUGAAAGGGUUUGAUGUUCUCAGUCAAGACGCCGAGGCUGCCGCAGCGGGCGGCUCGCCACGCCUCCAGCAAGGGAGUGCUGCCCAUGACCUGGGUUUCGGCACCCCCGGCCUUGCAAGCACGCAGCUUGAGCAGGGGCAUGGGCAGCAGCAGCAGCAGCAGCAGCAGCAGCAGCAGCAGCAGCAGCAGCACCACAGCCCGCCUGUGGGCAGGUUCUCGGCGCGAGCGCAGCUGUUUGUGCAGCCGCGCCCCGCUUUGGGGACGCCGCAAGCGCCGGAGCCCACCUGGCGCGGGGGUUCGCGCGCCAUGGGGCAGGAGGUGCCGCCAGUUGUGUCUGCUAGGGACAUGCUCACGCAGUCACAGCAGGAGGCCAGCCCGUCGCAGCAGCCCAGCCAGCAGGCGCAGCUGCCACCGCAGCAGCGGCAGGAGGAGCAGCAGCAGCAGCAGCAGCAGCAGCAGCAGCAGCAGCAGCAGCAGCAGCAGCGGCAUCAGCGGCCGCAAGCGCGGAUACCCCAAUCCGACGGCCCCGCGGACGACGAGGGGUGGCAGGCGGAAGCCGCGGCGGACGAUUCGGCUCCACAGAUGCCGCCAGCCCGUCCCGCACCACCUCGCAUCGAGCCCGCGCCCCUGCGCGCCCCACAGCUCCAAUCAUUGGCCCAGCCGCGUGUGGUUUCCGGCCUCUUCAGGCCGCCGGCGCGUACCACCGCCCCCGGGCCUGCGGGCGGCGGCAUGCCCCGCGCCCUCCGCGGCGGCAGCAGCGGCGGCGGGGGCGCGGGGGCCGGCGUAUUUGGAGGCGGCGCGCUGGGGAGCCCUCUGUGGGACAUCUUAUUGGAGGAGGACCUCCAGACCGAUGAAGACAUGAUGCUCUUGGACGCGCCCGACGGCGGCGAUCCGGGAGGCGGCGUUUUGGGGGCGGCGGCGGCCGAUCUGGGACCCGAGAGUGAUCUGGAGGACGGCGGACGCGGCGACGGAAGGGGCCCGCGCGGCGCGAGCGCCGCUGGACCAGGGUUAAGGGCGCCCGCGGACGAGGAGUUUGAGUUUGGCGCAGCGGCGCGGCCGGCGUCGCAGCAGGGAUCCGGCCCGCCGAGCCCGCGGCUCCUCUCUGGGCCCCGUUCAGCGUCUGAGGCGGCCGUUGCCGCGGUUGCGGCAGGGGCCGAGGCGUGCGGCGACGUACUCCUGGAGUGCCCUAGGCUGCUUGAGGAGCUAGGGGCCGCUGGCGGUGUCGCGACAGCUCCAAAGCAGCAGCAGCAGCAGCAGCAGCAGCAGCAGCAGCAGCAGCAGCAGCAGCAGCAGCAGCAGCAGCAGCAGAAGCAGCAGCAACAGCAGACGCCACAGCGGGUGUCUCAGCAGGGUGAUUGCACCCCGUCCGCCAGCCACGAUGGCGAGGUGUCCAUUGACCCGACCCAGGUUCUUGAUUUUGCUGAGGAUCCUGGGCCAUGGGCAGAGCAGCCGCCUCCGCAACCAACCCCCCUGCGACAAGCAGCACCGACGCCCGAGCGGCGUGCGCUGCGCGGGGUGGGGCAGCAGCAGGCAGGGGGCCCGUACGUGGCAGAGCAGCAGCAGCAGCAGCAGCAGCAGCAGCAGCAACAGCGCCGGGAGCACAUGGGUGAACCCACCACAGAUGGUGCGUCCACAAUCACAAGCGAGCCGAGCCUCAACUUGCGCCUCUCAGCGCACAGCGGCAGCCAGGGCGCGGCCAGCGGCGUGAGGGGAGCUCCGGUGAGCAGCGCACAGAGCCCUCGAGGCAGCGGCGUCCUGAGUUUGCCGCCCUCUGGGCCGCUCUCGAGCGAGCAGCAUGAGCAAGAGCAGCAGCAGCCGGCGCCGGUGCCGGCGCCCUGGCAGCCGCAGCAGCAGCAGCAGCAGCAGCAGCAGCAGCAGCAGCAGCAGCAGCAGCAGCAGCAGCAGCAGCAACAGCAGCACUUGGAGAUACAGCGCAGCCAGACCACAUCGAUGGGGCCGCCGCAGCGCCUCACAGCCCCAAGCAGGGGCGGCGUCACCAGCCCUGGCGGUGGCGCCGGCGGGCAUGGCGGCGGCGCCUCCACUUCCUCGCUGCAGCUCGAACAGCGCUCGCCGCCCUCCACCCAACCUGCCAGCGCGAACGCCGCUGCCGCCGCCAUCCUGCAGCAGCAGCAGCAGCAGCAGCAGCCGCGGCGGGGGACGCAGGGGCUCGUGCUGCUGCGGCCGCGGGCGCGCCCGCCGCCGCCGGGCGAGGCGGUCGCCGACAUGGGGCGGAUGGGGCUGUUUGAGGUCGUUCACCGUGAGCCGUUUUUCGGGGACGCGGCAGACAAGCCGGCGCGGCCUACGGUGCUGGCGGGGCGGGAGUUCAGGCCUAUCAUCGUGCGAUUGCCAUAA